Molecule: messenger RNA, 3471 nt
Organism: Lepisosteus oculatus (spotted gar)
Lineage: Eukaryota; Metazoa; Chordata; Actinopteri; Semionotiformes; Lepisosteidae
Gene: bace1
Product: beta-secretase 1
Biological process (GO): amyloid-beta metabolic process; membrane protein ectodomain proteolysis
Cellular component (GO): plasma membrane; trans-Golgi network; endosome
Molecular function (GO): aspartic-type endopeptidase activity
Source: RefSeq, a predicted model, not a curated record
CCAGCAGAGGGAGAAGGGGGAGGGAGCAGGGAGAGAAGAUGCGGAUUAUGGUGGACGGAGGGCUGAGAGCUGGCUUGUUUAUCCCCGGAGCGCCGGGACCAUGACAGCAAGGGGAGCCGGUGUCCUGAUCGCUGGGUGUCCGAAUCGCGGUCUUCGCACCUGCGGGAAAUUUUAACCCCCUCUGCUCUCUGCUGGCCUUACAAUAUUGCGAGAGUGAUUUUCCGACACGGAGGAGAAUCCGCUGUGUCCCCAGAUCUCCAUCACCUGCGCCCUGUGAUCCGCCUUCCCCAUGGCUGUUCUGUAGCGCGGCUGCUUCUUGCGGAAAACGGCGGGUCUGGAGGAGCGGCGAGGCGAGCUCUUUCGCUGGUGCUGAGCAUGCAGACCCCCGAGUGACAGCGGGGAGAGUCAGGGGCUGUCGGCGAGCCGCCCUCCCUGUCGUUAGCUGGGAGCGGAGCGGAAGCACAAGGUGCUGUUCGGCUGUGCGCCCCGACCGGUGCCGUCCGCUUCUGGGCUGCGGAGACACGGUCUCCGUUCACAGCUCCCCGCGUCACCGCGCAGGUCGAAACCGUUAAACGCCUUUUCUUGUUUUUCUUUUUUUUAAAAAAAAUGAGUGUGCCGUUUCUCCGCUGCGUGGUGCUCUGGGGCACGUCGGCUCACCUGCUGGCUUCGGUCUCCGGGGACGCCGGGGCCCCCGGGAUCCGGGUCCCGCUCUGUAAGGGCCCCCCAGCCGAACCGGCGCUGCAGCCCGAUCCGCCGCCGCCGCCGCCGCCGGGCGCCAGGUCCCGCCCGCCCCGAGCCGCGGGGGACUCCCGCGGGACCGGCGCCGUCAGCUUCGUGGACAUGAUCGAUAACCUGCGCGGGAAGUCCGGGCAGGGCUACUACGUGGAGAUGACCGUGGGCACUCCGCCGCAGAAGCUCAAUAUCCUGGUGGACACGGGCAGCAGUAAUUUUGCUGUGGGCGCAGCCUCGCACCCCUGCCUCCGGAGAUACUACCACCGCUCACUCUCCAGCUCGUACCGCGCCCUGGGCCGCGGCGUGUACGUGCCGUACACCCAGGGCCGCUGGGAAGGCGAGCUGGGCACCGACCUGGUCUCCAUCCCCCACGGGCCCAACGUCACGCUGCGCGCCAACAUCGCCGCCAUCACCCAGUCCCACCGCUUCUUCAUCAACGGCUCCAACUGGGAGGGCAUUCUGGGACUGGCCUACGCCGAGAUCGCCCGGCCCGACGAGACGCUGGAGCCCUUCUUUGACUCCCUGGUGAGACAGACCUCCACCCCCAACCUGUUCUCCCUGCAGCUGUGCGGCGCCGGGUUCGGGCAGAACGACAGCCAGGGCCCAGCCACUGUGGGCGGCAGCAUGAUCAUCGGCGGAGUGGACCCCUCGCUGUACGUGGGGGAGCUGUGGUACACCCCCAUCCGGAGGGAGUGGUACUACGAAGUCAUCAUCGUCCGCAUAGAGGUCAACGGCCAGGACCUUCACAUGGACUGCAAGGAGUAUAACUAUGACAAGAGUAUCGUGGACAGUGGCACCACUAACCUCCGCCUGCCGAGAAAGGUGUUCCAGGCUGCGGUGAAGGCCAUCGAGGCCGCAUCCUCCACAGAACAGUUCCCUGCUGGCUUCUGGCUGGGGGAGCAGCUGGUGUGCUGGCAGGCAGGCACCACGCCCUGGCACAUCUUCCCAGUGGUCUCACUCUACCUGAUGGGCGAGAGCCGCAACCAGUCCUUCCGCAUCUCCAUCCUGCCGCAGCAGUACCUGCGGCCGGUGGAGGACGUGGCCUCCUCCCAGGAGGACUGCUACAAGUUUGCCAUCUCCCAGUCCAGCACGGGGACGGUGAUGGGUGCCGUCAUCAUGGAGGGCUUCUACGUGGUGUUCGACCGGGCACAGCGUCGCAUCGGCUUCGCCGUCAGCACCUGUCACGUGCAUGACGAGUUCCGUGUUGCCUCGGUGGAGGGGCCCUUCCCGGGCGCGGAGCUGGAGGAUUGUGGGUACAACGUGCCGCAGACGGACGAGUCCACGCUGAUGACCAUCGCCUACGUGAUGGCGGCCGUCUGCGCCCUCUUCAUGCUGCCCCUCUGCCUCAUGGUGUUCCAGUGGCGCUGUGCCCGCUGCCUGCAGCCAGGAGGGGGCGACUUUGCAGACGAUAUCUCCCUGCUAAAGUAACCGGGCGGGGGAGGUGGGGUCUCCGGACCAGACCACACCGCACCAUAGCGACAGACUGGACCGAAACGGCGCGUCUCAAGAGCAGGACACAUACAGCAUCACGUUCAUCGACAGGUCUGGAGCAGCACAUCACUGCUCAGAUGGACCAGAGUGAUCCACUGCCCGGAGUGAUACAGUGUGGCACUCCUCUGCCAGCCUGGAGUGCUGCGCCACUCCUCUGAGAGAGCAGAUUGAUACACCUUGCUUCCCGCAGACUGAGGGAUCAUUACCAGUCUUCAAUGAUACAGUAUCACAGUGUUCAGAACGCAGGGUGAUAACAAUAUCACACUCCUCCAGCUCUCUGGGAGGAUAGUGCCCUCUGCACACUCCCUGGGUGCUUUAAGGGGCUGGAGUGAUGUCCGAUUCCUGUCUGCGUCGCUGGUGUAUCAGAUUGCUCUAACGGGGGAGUGAUGCAGUAUCUCCCAGCUGGAGCAGGCCGGAGUGAUGAGCGUGUCACACUGCUGUAAUGGACCAGAGUGAUUCAGUAUGAUCUUGCCAUAUGUUGCGAGUGAUACCUCACACCUGGGCAAUUAGGAAGUGUGUUGCGUCACUCCACCUAAAUGCCCAGGUGCGACUCAACACUCCCGAAUGCAGCCUGGACUCCCACAGGACAGGAAGGCCGGAUACUGUACCUAACACCACCCUAACAUCCGGGGGAUGGGGUGACACCUCACUCUUGGGAUUGCAUCACCCCUGGGGCAGGACUGGGGAGGGCUCACACGACACACAGCCCUGUCCGCCAGAGCAGGCGGAGGGGUGUCUCAGAUCAUUCACUUCCUUUGAAAGCGGCGCAGCAGGGUGUUGUAACUCAGAGCCGCAGUAGCCUUGCUCCCUGGCCCGGGAGGCCAGCUGACUCCUGCCACAGGGACCACACGAUCCCCAGCUGCUCUCCUGACAGAACUCAGCCAGGGGGUCAGCCGCUAUCCCAGGUGCCCAGAUGUCCAUGGCAGGGGGUUCUGGGGAACUAGCUCAAGUAUGUCUGCAGCUACUCUCACACACACACCGUCCACAAACCCCCCCCACAAACACACAGGCCCUUCCCAGCAUCUGCCCCAGCCUGGCUGUGAAUAUCAGAGCAGUGUGACUGUAGACAUUUUACUGUAUUUAAGUACACAAGCAGAAAGACAGAAUAUAUAUAUAAAUCCAGUAACUGACCGGAGGAAGUCUGUGGGCUCGUGGCUCGGGUAGUUGUGUAUAACAGGCUGUAAUUUCUACGGAGGGAGCUCCUCUCUGUGCAGCAGCUGAAUAAACUCCUUCCUAUCUGUCCUGUUA